Messenger RNA from Siniperca chuatsi (mandarin fish), 3359 nucleotides. RefSeq names its product butyrophilin subfamily 3 member A2-like. The record is from RefSeq and is a predicted model, not a curated record. The transcript has 6 exons. Lineage: Eukaryota; Metazoa; Chordata; Actinopteri; Centrarchiformes; Sinipercidae. The coding region runs from base 394 to 1545 and encodes 383 amino acids.
UGCAAUCGCUGCUAUCAUGUUUUCAGUAAAGUGUAUUACAACACAUUAUUAUUAUAUUUAUAAAGACAGAAAUAAAGCAGGUCUUCCUUCCCAACAGACUGUCUGUGAAACUGCUUUGCUAGAUCGUACACUUAAGCCCCAUUCGGACCGGAUUUAUCACUCCAGGGGAGGAGCGGUGAUUUCAACAUUACCAGUCAGUGAUUUUAAUCCCAUCUGGGUAUAUGUGGGUAAUGUGUCAUCCCCUCCCCAGUAAUAAUUAUAGUCGCAAGUAACGCUUUUCAGCGGACACGCUGGUCCUCCUGUAAUUUAAAUCCUGUCAGGAGUGAUGGCCAUUUUAAAAUUGGAUCCCUGAGAUUUUCUCCGGGUGAAGAGCUGUUGUGACAGCUCUCCAGCAUGGUUCACAUUAAGGAUGGAUUAUCUUUUAAAUCUCUUCUCAGUGUUUUCCAACACAUUGUUGUCUUCCUUCUCCUGACACACUUUUGUGGAGCGCUGUCAGAGUUGAUUUGUUCACAUCAACCAAUCGUGGCCCUGGUUGGUGAUGAUGUCGUUCUGCCAUGUCACCUUGAACCUCCCAUCAGUGCCGGUUCUGAGAGAGUGGAGUGGACCAAACCUGGUUUGGACCCAAAGUACAUCCAUGUUCACCAAUAUGGACGACUGUUGUAUCAGCUUCAAAAUCCAUCUUAUAAUUAUCGUACAAGUCUGUUUGUGGAUGAACUGACGAAUGGAAACGUCUCCAUGAAAAUCUUCAGCGUGAAAAUCUCUGAUGCAGGAAAAUACUUUUGCAUCCUUCCAUCAAUACACGAGGCAGUUUCCAUCCAACUCACUGUUGGUGCUGUCUCCACGCCCAUCAUAGGGGUUGUCUCAUAUAAGAGUGGAAGUGUAGUGUUACAGUGUGAGUCUGCAGGCUGGUAUCCAGAGCCUGAGGUGUUCUGGCUGGACGGUGAGGGAAAGCUCGUCUCUGCUGGACCUACAGAGACCGUCAGAGGUCCUGAUGACCUCUAUACCGUCAGCAGCAGAGUGACUGUGGUGAAGGGACACGGCAACAACUUCAUCUGUAGAGUCCAACAGCAGAACAUCAACCAGGCCAGAGAGACACACAUCCAUGUUCCAGCUGAUGUCUUCACGAUAUCUUUUAAUUGGAUUUGGAUCAGCUGGACUUUUUUUCAAAUUGCUGCCAUUCUGUUCGUCUUAUUAAUAUCAUGUCGCAAGAUUACUAAAAGAAUCAAGAGGAAACGGGAAGCUACAACUGAGAAUUUAAUAAAUCUGGUCAGGAAAGACGAACAAAAUAUUAUGGCUGACAGUCCAGAGUCAUCCAGACUGACUGGACAAAUGGAUGAACUGGAGAACCAGGGAGCAACUGGGGGAGGAAGAGAGACUGCAGACCAACAUGAAAAGAGAAAGGCAGAACAAACAAAUAAGCUACGAAAGACAGAAACGGAAAAUGAGGAAAAUGUAAAGUGUGAAAAUGGAGAAGACAGAGGAAGUGGAGAGGACACUUCAGCCUGUGAGGAAGAUGGUGUUGUAGGAAUUUCUGAAAUCAAGUGAAUUCAACAACAACAUCUCUUUCAGAGUUUUAUUGCAAUAUUCAAACAGACAUUUGCAAAUGGAUUCUCCCCCAUUCGGCUGAGAGAACGCCUUUACAAACCUGAGUCACCUGACAAUGACACCUAAACAGUGCUGGUAAUGGUAGCUUGAACACUUUCACGCAAAGAUAAACAAAUCAAAGUUUCGCCCUGUGUUCUCAUCUGAAGGACAGACAGUGCUCAUGCAUGAAAGAUGGUGUAGUCCCUCAUUCGUCCAGCAGUGUUCUAUCGUAGAAAAGGUUUCAGUCGUCGUCAUCUGGACGCUGUUUUCAGAAUCAAGACGUUUCGGCUCCCAUCCGGAAGUCAUUCUCAAUUGUGAAAAAAACGGGACGGGAACUUAGAAAUUUAAGCUACUCUGUGUUACAUAAGCCCCGCCCUCAGGAAGGAGUCUACCUGAGUAUCUGUUGAUUAGCUAUUUUCACCUGAAACUGACUUAAUAGUUUCCAAGAUGGCCCAGUAAUCAGUAAUCAAGCCUAUUGUUUUCUGGCUGCACCUCCCUCAUCACUGUUAAGUACCUGAUUAGCAUAUAAUUGGCGUGACCAAGGUGCUAAUACACUGUGGUAAACUUUGGGCAGAUUGAAUCUCAGACCACCAUUUCUGUUCAAAGAGGGGUUUUCUUUUUUCACAAAAAUGGCUUCUUUGACUCCUCUUUCAAACCAACUCUUCUCUCUACUUAGAAUCUUCAUCUCGCUGUCUUCAAAUGUGUGGUUUGUAGCAUGCAUGAAACAGCCAACUUUUAUAAUAAGAGAUCAGUAAGAUAUGAAAUCACACGAGAGUACAAUAAGCUCAAAGAGUAUAAUUUAAUUUUCAAUUUAAUUUUCAUUUUUUAUUAAUUUUCAUUACAGUGAACAGAAAUAAGAUUCCCUCAUGAUACAGCAAGAAGCAUUGAGGAGAUGAAACUUGAACUUCAGGAAGAGCAACACCGAGAAAACUUACAGUAUAUAGCACAAUGCAUGCAGCAUGAAGCAUUUUAUCAUACAAUGUGACUUUAAAACAAACUACUGGAGAUUAUUAAAUCUCUCUUAAGGACAAAAGUCAAGCUAAGUUUAAUAGUUUUUGGAUGACAAUGGAGCUCUAUGGGACAGAGGAAGAAGAUGAUGAAAAUAUGUGUAUUAUUUCAUCUGGUAGUUAAACAUAUUGAAAUGGAUAUGAUUGAUUGUAUGCAGUGCUUCUCAAAGAGAAAUAUUGUACUUUUUACUGCAGCUUUAGUUAUUUUUUCGCUCAACCACAAACAUCUGCAGCAGUAAAAUGCAACACACACAUUAAUGCAGCAGGAAUAUUAAUCCAGAAACAUCAGAUAUAAUAAAACACUGCACAGUAUUUUACUGCACAGGGACGACUUUUACUUUUGAUACUUUAAGUACAUUUUGCUGAUAAUACUUAGAUACUUUUACUCAAGUAAGGUUUUGAAUGCAGGACUUGUUCUUGUAGUGGAGUAUUUUCACAGUGUGGUGUCAGUACUUUUACUGAAGUAAAGGAUGUGAAAACUUCUUCCACCACUGGUGCUUUUUACAGUCAUGGUUAGCUGAAUAAAUACUACGUAUAAGUAGCUAAUAAGAUCAUUUAUACCUGAAUCAAUCAGAUGGAUCAGAGGUGGUUUGAGUUUCUGGGGUGAGUUCAGCACCAUGGACAGAGACAGCGGACGACCAGCGUCUGCUGUAAUUUCACUGUAAAUUAUUUUUUCUACUCUAUAUGUCGUAUUUAUAUAUUUGUCUACACAAGCUGCCAGCUGGUGUCAAUACUAAACAUUAAACCUGAUCUUCCACAUCAACUGCA